This is a messenger RNA of Stegastes partitus (bicolor damselfish), 3627 nucleotides long. RefSeq names its product FERM and PDZ domain containing 2 (gene frmpd2). Gene Ontology annotation, molecular function: protein binding. The transcript is spliced from 27 exons. Gene Ontology annotation, cellular component: cytoskeleton. The record is from RefSeq and is a predicted model, not a curated record. The coding region runs from base 1 to 3456 and encodes 1151 amino acids. Lineage: Eukaryota; Metazoa; Chordata; Actinopteri; Pomacentridae.
AUGGGUACAUUUGUGACCCUGGCUGAAGUGUUGGAGGCCCGGGGUUCACCGCUGGAGGAGGAUGAGGUCUGGUGUCUGCUGCUCACCACCGCUGACGCCUUACUGGACAUCUCUAAAAAAGGUUCAGGCAACAUGUGCAGUGUGCUGAGCCCUGGCUCAGUGCUGCUGUCAGCCAACGGGAGUCUGGCCUUCAAGAGCUGUGCACGAUAUGAAGACGUGGCCUCCUUCACAGCUCCUGAAGUCCAGCAGGGUCACGCUGCCUCCACCAGGACUGCAGCCGAAAAGAUGGUUGUGUACUCACUGGGGAUGACUCUGUAUUGGUGCGUUGACUAUCAUCUACCUCAAAACCAGCCGGUCCAGCUGAGCAACGAGUUGGAGGGUCUGCUGCUGAGCAUGUGUGAGGACGUAGUGAUGAGGAGGACCGACCUGCUGACGGUGCUGGAGACCUGCGAGCUUCACCACAAGGCCUCCAUGCUGCCUCCUGCUGAGCGGCUCGUCAGGCAGCUGGUGGAAGACGUCUACAGGAACUCGGUCGACCACCUGUCCAUCACUGAAAACGGCUCUCCACUAACGGACCGCAGUCAAGUGGUCAGGGACAGAUUACACAGGGGCUCUUUUAGAAACUCGUCAUGGGAGCUGAAGAAGAAGAUCUCCAGAACAUUCUCAGGAGGAUGUUAUCGAACAGAUCUCCCAGGGACUCCCUCGGGAGGUCGACACAGGGAGAGUUACUGCAGCUGGCAGCUGAACCGCAGCCCCUGCAGUCCGUACAUGGAUGGCAAUCGAAGCGCCCACUCAAGAUCCCAGUUCGAGUCCACGAUGAGUCUGAAUGACAAGAAAGCAAAGGACCUGGGUCCUGAGUUUAUUAGAGUGUUAGAUGAGCCUCUGGUUGUCUUGGAGCUGCCUGGAUCCAUUGUGUCAAAGAAAGGAAAAUCUCCGACCACCCACAGAGAGCUGAGUGUGGUGAUGCCAAGCGGUCAGAGCAUCCUGGUCAAGUGUGAGGUGAAAUCCAGAGCAGGAGAUGUCUUUGACAUGAUCGUGGCUCACUCCAACCUGAUGGAACAUUUCUACUUUGGCCUUGCUUACAUUGAUGAUAACGAGUUUUUCUUCGUGGACAACGACACCAAGAUUUCCAAAGUUGCGUCAGAUAGCUGGAAGAAAGUGCCUUCAACCACCUUUGUCCUUUACUUCAGGGUCAAAUUCUUUGUCAACGACAUUUCCCUUAUUUUGCACAAACAGACCCGACACCAGUAUUACCUCCAGCUCAGGAGGGACCUUCUGGAGGGCAGGUUGUCCUGCCACGAGGAGACUGCUCUGUACCUGGCAGGUCUGGCCCUGCAGACCGAGUAUGGAGACUGCAUGCCUGAGGUGUACGGUAGGAACUACUACCGCCCUGAUCAGUAUGUCUCCAAGAGUGUGAUGGAGAAACGUGCCUUGCCUUACAUUCAGGGAGAGCUGCUGCGACUUCACACCAACAACGCUCAGAUGCUCACAGAUGAAUCAGAGCUUGAAUUCCUCAAGGUGUGUCAGCAGCUGCCUGAAUACGGUGUGUUGUUCCACCGUGUGGUGCGUGAGAAAAAGCCUUUAGACGGAGAGAUUAUCCUCGGGGUUUGUGCCAAAGGUGUUAUCGUCUACGAGGUUAAAGACGGCUGCAGAUCCACCAAUCAGAGCUUCUACUGGAGGGAGACGGCGACCAUCUCCUCUAAUAGGCGUAAAUUUGUAAUCGAGUGCCGGGGCAGCAAGAAGAAGUACACCUUCAUCACGGAGAGGUCGAAGACAGCCAAAUACCUGUGUAACCUCUGCUCAGCCCAGCACAAGUUCAAUAACGAGAUGAACUCCCGCCAGCUAACACACAGCCUGGUCUCAGAGGAGAACAUCGUGCAGUAUGCAGCAGUGUGCCGUGCUCAGAGCAGCAACCUCAAGUCCUUCUCCUGUUCUGAGACGCCACAAGACGACAGCGGUCUGACCACACCUCAGGACGAGACCCUGAACAAACUGUGCGAUGACGUCACUGCCAGGAUCGAGGCCCGCAUAAGACAACAGCGCCUCAACGAGCACAGUCCCUGCUCCGGCAGUCAGCGCAGCAGCACUGGUAUGCGUUCUCCAGUGUGUUCUCCGAGGAACGGAUCUGAAGCCCGCUCUGGUUCUCUAGCAGCCAGAGACACCCCGACUAAACUGGGAGCCUCCUCAGAGAGAGAGGUCAUAUGUGUCUCCUUAAAGAAAGACGCAAAGCUUGGCCUGGGUAUAGUGAUAGUUGGAGAAGACACAGUGGGACGCUAUGAUCUGGGCAUCUUUGUUGCCUCCGUUGUGCCUGGCGGACCUGCUGAUAAGGACGGACGCAUCAGAGCAGGUGGUCGUCUGAUCUCUCUGAACCACAUCAGCCUGGAGGGCGUCACUUUCAGCGAGGCAGCAGAGGUCAUGCAGAGCAGCCCGGAGGAGGUGCAGCUCAUUAUCUCACAGCCAAAAGUUUUGUUGUUUUCAUCCACAGUUCCCUUCAGUCCUCUGCGCUCUCCUGUUUUGAGGAAUUACGACUCCCAGAUCACACUGAUGACAGACGGACGGUCGAGAGACGACAGCCUGGAUGAGAUCGUCUCAGUCAUGAUGACGCCGAAGACCAGCAACAGACUGAACGUCCCCCGGGAUGUUCGAGUCCCCGGUACACAGGACGGCUGCCCUGUGCCUCCGUCUCAGAACUGUGUGAGGCCAGGGGAGAUCACCGUGGAGCUCAGAAAGAUGUCAGGAAGUCUGGGCAUCAGCAUCUCUGGUGGCGUCAACACCAACCAUCCGAAUGGAGGAAUCUACAUCAAGAGCCUCGUUGCAGGAGGAGCUGCUGAGAGAGACGGACGUUUACAUACAGGUGACAGACUGGUGGAGGUGGACGGGUUUAACUUCCAGGGCUUCACCUACCAGCAGGCUGUGGAGUGUCUGAGCAAAACUGCAGAGGUGGUUUCUUUUGUUGUGGAAAGGGAGUCAAUGAGCCUACCCAGAGUUUCUCUGAGUGCUGAAAACAGCAGCGCUGUACCCAACCAGACCGUCAGUCCAUCUACCAGCCGGCAGAGACUCAACAGCUGCUCGUCCACCAGCACUCCUGUAAUCACAGUAUCUGGCCGGCCCCGAGACUACAGCUUUGUCACUGAUGACAACACCCAGGAAGUGACUCUGACCAAGAGUGCCAACGGUCUGGGCUUCAGCUUCCUCAUGUGUGAGCUGGACCCACCCACUCGGGAUUUUGGCAGUCUGGUCCGGAUAAAGCAGCUUUUCCCCGGCCAGCCUGCUCAGCAGAGCGGCAGGAUCCAGGAGGGAGACGUCCUGUUGGCCAUCAACGGCCAGUCGCUCAAGGAACUGUCCUAUCCAAAGGUGCUAAAGCUGUUCAAGACCUCACCACCUGAAGUCCUGCUGACUCUCUGUCGACCUGCACCAGGGAUUCUUCCUUCUAUCGAUCAGUUCACCUGCACAUGAGCGAUCUCGCAGUGUUAUAAAGCAGCAUCAGGGGAUGUUCAGAGGCUACGGUGUGCUUUUCUGAUGAACCAGAGAGCGGUGACGGAGGCCGAAGGAAGCACGAUCGCAAAGAUGUUCUGAUCAGUGGACAGAAGGAUUAAGCUGACCUUAUCAAUGGACUCCAGCCCUGCA